AAAACCUGCUUCGGCUAUUGAGCAUGCCCAGUUCGAUUGUGAGAGCCACCAAGCAGUUUACAAUGCGCAGGUCCCUCUUUCCGGGGUUUUGGUGGCCGGAGGAGAGAAGAGAGAAGAGGGAGGAGGAAAGAGGAAAGAGGGAGGAGGGAAAAGAGUAAGAAUAGGAAUAGUGGGUGAGUGAGAAAGAGAAACCCAGGAGGCGGAGAAAGUAUAGGUUCAACACUUGGUUGUAGCCUAAAAAGAUGAAGUCUGAAAAUGUGAGCCAGAUAUGGGGGUUAAGACAAUAUUCAGAGGUCUGUGAGCUUAAUUUAGAUGCUCUCCAUCACCUUUCUACUCUCAUCUUUAUUCCUGAGUGCACGGAGCGGGUUGUUUUUAAAGGACAAAUUAGUACCGGGGAACAUGGGAUUUCCCAGUACGCGCGCAUCUUGGGGAUUCGAGUCCGCACCCCACCUUUUUGGCACCCCCUUUCAGCAUUCUUUAAUCUGGAACUAUCAUAAAGCUAUGGAUCCUUUACUGCCGGUCCCCACCCCGCGGUGGCUUUAUGGUGUGUGUGUUCGCACGUGAUGCCCAUCCAUUUCUCCCCUCUCCCUCCAGCCCCGCAUCCCCACCCCCUCCCCAAUCCCCUCCGGACGCUCUGCCUCUCUUCCCACGGUCAUAUUGGCACUCUCCGGUUUGGCCAAUCCUCAGCAGACAAGAACCGCUGGCGCGAUUCGCUCGAGGUUCCCUAGGAGUGACCCAGACUAGACACACACACCUGACGAGGAGGAUGGUUGGAGGGGGGAAAGAGCCCCAAUGUUUCCCUAAACUGGAGAGGAGGAGGAGGAGGGACAGCAGCAGCAGGAACAGCAGCAUCGGCAGCGGCAGCGGCAGCAGCAGCAGCAGCGGCGGCGGCGGCAGCGGCAGCAGCAGCAGGAUCCGCACAUUGCUAACCCGCUCUAAGUGGCUCGGAGCAGCCAAACUGGGCAUGCUCCGUAGCCUGGGCAGGUUUGGGUUGCAAGUAGAAAGCUUUGGCUCUUAAGCCGGGAGGAGAGAACAAGGAGAGAGGGAGGGAGGGAGAGGAGAAAGAGAGAAAGAGAGAGACACGUAUAGACACACACAGAGACAGAGGCAUACACACGCAGAGCGCGAGAGCCCCGAGCGGCCGGAGAGGACCGCUGGUGCCCAGCGCUGCCACCAUCCAUUUGCAAGACGCUGGCACUAGAGAAACCCACCCACCGCCCCUCCGACUGAUGGAAAGGCAGUUUUUACAUGAUGAGAAAUCCUGAAAUCAGGUUUUGAGGGAAAGACAGAGUUUUUACACGAUGAUAAAUUCUGAAAUCAUUUUUUGAAAGAUAGAGAAGAAGUCAUCCACUUGACUAAUUAGACAAUCAGUCCUGGUUCAUCAAGAGCUGAUCUGUUUUGAAGAUAAUUAUGGCCAAACCAUAUGAAUUUAACUGGCAGAAGCCAGUUUCCCCAUUUUUACAGGAGGGAGCCAUUUUUGACAGAUAUGAAGAGGAAUCCUUUGUAUUUGAACCUAACUGCCUCUUCAAAGUGGAUGAAUUUGGCUUCUUUUUGACCUGGAAAAGUGAAGGAAAGGAAGGACAGGUAUUAGAGUGCUCCCUCAUCAACAGCAUUCGUUUUGGAUCUGUACCAAAGGAUCCCAAAAUCCUAGCAGCUCUUGAGGCUUUUGGAAAAUCAGAGAGUGAUUUGGAGGGAAGGAUAGUCUGUGUCUGCAGUGGCACUGACCUGGUGAAUAUCAGCUUCACUUAUAUGGUGGCAGAAAAUCCAGAAAUUGCCAAGCAAUGGUUCGAAGGGUUAAGAGCAAUCAUACAUAAUUUUAGAGCUAACAACGUUAGUCCAAUGACAUGCCUGAAGAAACACUGGAUGAAAUUGGCAUUUAUGACAAACACAAAUGGUAAAAUUCCAGUUAGGAGUAUUACUAGAACCUUUGCAUCAGGUAAAACAGAAAAGGUGAUUUUUCAAGCCCUUAAGGAGUUAGGUCUUCCCAGUGGAAAGAAUGAUGAAAUUGAGCCUGCAGCAUUUACUUAUGAAAAGUUUUAUGAACUAACACAAAAAAUUUGUCCUCGGACUGACAUCGAGGACCUCUUUAGGAAAAUCAAUGGAGACAAAACUGAUUAUUUAACGGUAGACCAAUUAGUGAGCUUUCUAAAUGAACAUCAACGAGACCCUCGACUGAAUGAAAUUUUAUUCCCAUUCUAUGAUACAAAAAGGGCAAUGCAGAUAAUUGAGACUUAUGAGCCUGAUGAUGAGUUGAAGACAAAAGGACUCAUAUCCAGUGACGGGUUUUGCAGAUAUCUGAUGUCUGAUGAAAAUGCGCCAGUCUUCCUUGACCGCCUGGAACUUUACCAAGAAAUGGAUCAUCCUUUGGCCCACUACUUUAUCAGUUCUUCCCAUAACACAUAUCUCACAGGACGUCAAUUUGGUGGGAAAUCUUCGGUGGAAAUGUACAGACAAAUCCUCUUAGCUGGAUGCAGAUGCGUUGAGCUAGAUUGCUGGGAUGGGAAAGGUGAAGAUCAAGAACCAAUAAUAACUCAUGGAAAAGCAAUGUGUACAGAUAUUCUUUUUAAGGAUGUGAUUCAAGCCAUCAAGGAAACAGCUUUUGUCACAUCAGAAUAUCCUGUCAUUCUGUCCUUUGAAAAUCACUGCAGCAAAUAUCAACAGUACAAGAUGUCCAAGUAUUGUGAAGAUCUAUUUGGAGAUCUCCUGUUGAAACAAGCACUUGAAUCACAUCCACUUGAACCAGGAAGACCUUUACCAUCCCCUAAUGACCUUAAAAGAAAAAUUCUGAUAAAAAACAAACGACUGAAACCUGAGGUGGAAAAAAAACAGCUUGAAGCAUUAAAAAGUAUGAUGGAAGCUGGAGAAUCAGCAGCCCCAGUAAAUAUCUUAGAAGAUGACAAUGAAGAAGAAAUAGAAUGUGUUGACCAAGAGGAAGAAGCUCACCCAGAAUUCAAAUUUGGAAGUGAACUCUCUGAUGAUUUCAGUCAAAAGGAAGCUGUUGCAAAUAGUGUAAAGAAGGCUGCAGAAGACCUUGAACAUGAAAACAAUAAAAAGGGAUUAGUUACUGUGGAAGAUGAACAGGCAUGGAUGGCAUCAUACAAAUAUGUGGGCGCUACAACCAAUAUUCACCCAUAUUUAUCCACAAUGAUCAACUAUGCCCAGCCUGUAAAGUUUCAGGGCUUCAAUGUAGCAGAAGAACGGAAUAUUCAUUACAACAUGUCUUCUUUUAAUGAAUCAGUUGGACUUGGUUACUUGAAAACGCAUGCAAUUGAAUUUGUGAAUUAUAAUAAACGGCAAAUGAGUCGGAUUUACCCCAAGGGAGGUCGAGUGGAUUCCAGUAAUUACAUGCCUCAGAUUUUCUGGAAUGCUGGCUGCCAGAUGGUGUCACUGAACUAUCAAACCCCAGAUUUAGCGAUGCAAUUGAAUCAGGGAAAAUUUGAAUAUAAUGGAUCAUGUGGGUAUCUUCUCAAACCAGAUUUCAUGCGACGGCCAGAUCGAACAUUUGAUCCUUUCUCUGAAACACCUGUAGAUGGUGUUAUUGCAGCUACUUGUUCAGUGCAGGUUAUAUCAGGACAGUUCUUAUCUGAUAAGAAAAUUGGUACGUAUGUAGAAGUGGAUAUGUACGGUUUGCCCACAGACACUAUACGGAAGGAGUUUCGAACACGUAUGGUUAUGAACAAUGGUCUCAAUCCUGUUUACAAUGAGGAAUCAUUCGUAUUCCGAAAGGUUAUUCUCCCUGAUCUGGCUGUCUUGAGAAUAGCUGUGUAUGAUGACAACAACAAGCUGAUUGGUCAAAGAAUCCUCCCUCUUGAUGGCCUCCAGGCAGGCUACAGACACAUUUCUCUUCGAAAUGAAGGGAAUAAACCAUUAUCACUGCCAACUGUUUUCUGCAACAUUGUGCUUAAAACAUAUGUGCCAGAUGGUUUUGGAGACAUUGUGGACGCUUUGUCAGACCCAAAAAAAUUUCUUUCUGUAAUGGAAAAGAGAGCAGAUCAAAUGAGAGCAAUGGGUAUUGAAACUAGUGAUAUAGCUGAUGUGCCAAAUGACACUUCCAAGAAUGACAAGAAAGGAAAAGCCAAUAAUGCUAAAGCCAAUGUGACUCCUCAGAGCAGCUCUGAACUCAGGCCAGCUACCACCUCUGGCCUAGGAGCAGGAGUGGAAGGGAAAAAAGGUAUUGAACUUAUUCCUCAAGUGAGGAUAGAAGACUUAAAACAAAUGAAGGCUUACUUAAAACACUUAAAGAAACAACAAAAAGAGCUAAAUUCUUUAAAGAAGAAACAUGCAAAGGAACACAGCACCAUGCAGAAGUUACACUGUACACAAGUUGACAAAAUUGUGGCUCAGUUUGACAAAGAGAAGUUAUCUCAUGAGAAAAUCUUAGAAAAAGCAAUGAAGAAGAAGGGAGGAAGUAAUUGUCUUGAAAUGAAGAAAGAAACUGAAAUUAAAAUUCAGACAUUAACAUCAGAUCAUAAAUCUAAGGUAAAAGAGAUUGUAGCCCAGCAUACGAAAGAAUGGUCAGAAAUGAUCAAUACCCACAGCGCUGAGGAGCAAGAAAUUCGGGAUUUGCACCUUAGCCAGCAGUGUGAUCUCUUGAAAAAACUGUUGAUCAAUGCUCAUGAGCAACAAACUCAGCAGCUAAAGCUUUCCCAUGACAGAGAAUGCAAGGAAAUGCGCGCCAAUCAGGCCAAGAUUUCCAUGGAAAACAGCAAAGCCAUCAGCCAAGACAAAUCAAUCAAAAAUAAAGCAGAAAGAGAGAGGAGAGUCAGGGAACUAAACAGCAGUAACACUAAAAAGUUUCUGGAAGAAAGAAAGAGACUUGCAAUGAAACAGUCAAAAGAAAUGGAUCAGUUGAAAAAAGUUCAACUUGAGCAUCUAGAAGUCCUGGAAAAACAAAAUGAGCAGCUUUUGAAAUCCUGUCAUGCAGUGUCUCAAACACAAGGCAAAGGAGAUGCAGCAGAUGGUGAAAUUGGAAGCCGAGAUGGACCGAAGACCAGCAACAGUGGUGUAAAACUCCAUAAUCCAAACUGAGAAGCUAACAAUGUCCAAAUAUUCCUCCAAACUGCAGAUCCCUAUACAGUGAAGACUAAAAUCAUUUCUUCUAUUUGUUAUUUCCCCCAUCGAUUUAGGCAAUACAUUGCCUGAGACCAUGGAGAAUAUGUAAGAGUUGCAUAUUUCAGUUUUAACUUUUUGAGUACUGAAGAACAUUUGUCAAAUAGGAGCUGUUAUUAUUGUGACAACCUGCCUUUCCAAUGAGGCACAAGGUUUAACCAUUUGUAAUUCUAUUCAAAUGUUUGUUCAGCAUCAUCACAAGAAAAUGAGCUUGAUAUUAAGCACCCUGCUUUGUGAUGUACUAGAACGUGUUUGAGGUAAAAUAUCAUGCAGAAACAACAAAAAAUGCAUGCAUUGGAAAACUUUCUGCAAAUUCAUUAGCAGAAAUUAUAGUAUGACAUAUCAAUAACUUUGCAGGAUAUUCCUUACAUCCAAGUUACCUCAUUAGUAAGUGCCAUAUCUUCAUCUUGCCGAAAGAAGCCAAUUUCCUGUAGAAGUUGUUGGAAUGGUUAAACAAUGGAAAAUAUAAGAGAACUAUAGGUGCCAAAAUUCAUCAGUGCUCAAAAGUUAAAAGAAUUGUGUAUUAGGCACUUUAAGAAAAGUUUACAUCAAACAUUGCUUAAUAGAAUUUGCAUUUUGAUCCUACUGCUGCAGAUUCCCAAUAUUACAAUUCAUUAUUGUAUCUUAAAGGUUGUGAAAUGGGUAUUGGCAAAAGUUUGUAACUGUGAAAAUGUAUAAAGUAUUUAUACACUUAAAUUCACAAUAUUGUAGAAAAUCACCUAAAUGUUGCCACAUGACAAGAUUAGUAAGCAGGACUACUAGACCUGUGUUUGCAUGACACAAGCACCAAUGAUGAAUAUAAAUGUGUAAGAUCACAUUCAUUCUCUUAACAAGUAAGUGCUGAUUAAAUGUAUGGCACAGAAUAGCAUUUGACUAAUUAUCAAGACUUUUAGCAAAAUGAAACAAGCAUAUAUAUGUGUGUGUAUACAAAAACAUACAUACACAUAUAUAUAUAUGUGUGUAAAUGAAUUAUGUGGGCAUUCUUGAUACUUCAAGUUCUAGUUUAAAAAGUACAUAACUAAUUUAAUUUUACACAAAAAUAUUUAUGCAGAUUUUCAGAAUUUCAUAUCAGGAAAUAACCUUUUUAUGUCUGUUAAAUAUUUAAAACAAAAAAUAAACAAAAAAAAAAAAACACAAUUUGCUACAGUGUUAAUCUGCAUGGGCUGAAAGCCUGCUGUAGUUAUAUUGCAGAACAGUGCAUGAAAAGCAUUCCAUUUGGAAUUUUACCAUGCUGCCAGCCAAUGCAAAGGAGACUGCAUGGAAUCUUGGUAGUUUAGAACCAAUCAGAUAACUGAUUUUAGUACACAAAGCACCUAUUGAAUUGUUGCAUAUGCUUGUACAAACUGAUUCUGUGUAUUCCUAUGAACAAAACAGAUGACAAGAUAAAAUUAUGCUACCAUCAAUCUUGAAACUAAACUUUCAACUUCUCUAAUAAAAACUUAAAACAAA
Messenger RNA from Antechinus flavipes (yellow-footed antechinus), 6558 nucleotides. RefSeq names its product phospholipase C beta 4 (gene PLCB4). Gene Ontology annotation, molecular function: calcium ion binding; phosphatidylinositol-4,5-bisphosphate phospholipase C activity. Lineage: Eukaryota; Metazoa; Chordata; Mammalia; Dasyuromorphia; Dasyuridae. The transcript has 42 exons. Bases 1411 to 5028 code for a protein of 1205 amino acids. Gene Ontology annotation, biological process: phosphatidylinositol-mediated signaling; lipid metabolic process. The record is from RefSeq and is a predicted model, not a curated record.